Molecule: messenger RNA, 879 nt
Organism: Charadrius vociferus (killdeer)
Lineage: Eukaryota; Metazoa; Chordata; Aves; Charadriiformes; Charadriidae
Gene: LRRC46
Product: leucine rich repeat containing 46
Exons: 6
Coding region: 1-879 (292 amino acids)
Molecular function (GO): protein binding
Source: RefSeq, a predicted model, not a curated record
AUGGCUGGGCAGGGGGACACCCAGCUUGAGGACUGUGAUCAGACGUCCCCAGGGGUGACCCUCACCGAGAAUCUCAUUGCCACAAGGAACCUGCCUCAGCUGGUGGAGCCCCUGCACCCAGAGAGCCGAUCCACAGAACUGCUGUCCCCCUCAACCAUCCGGUUGGACCGGGAGAACAUCUGCACUAUCGGGAGGCUCCAGAGCCUGCGGGAGAUUCACAGUCUCUACCUGCAGCAGAACCAAAUUGAGAAGAUCGAGAAUCUAGGCUGCUUUCCCAACCUGCGGUACGGGCAGCGGUCCGGACGUGGUCUGGGUCUGCCCAAGAGGUGCCUCAGAGAGCUGGUGGUGGGAGCUCUGCCCCAUCUUCUGCAGCUGGACGCCCAGCCCAUCUGUGGCAGCAAGGGUGAGGAAGAGGAGGACGGAGGCUCUUCAAGCAGUGAGGACGAAGACAACCAGUUGCUCUCUGACCCAAGCGACCCUUUCACUGCAGGCAAAGAUUUCUUUGCGGAUCUGCACCGGGAGCUGGCCGGGCGCUCACAGCGGAGACGGAGGGAGUGCCUGGAGGAACACUGGACCCGUCUGGAAGAGCUGGAGGAGCUGCGGGAGCGUCGGGGUCUGCUGCUGCCUCCUGCACCGCUGAGCCCAGGCAGGGAGGGAGCAGCCCCAGGCCCCAGGCGGUCUCAGCCCCCUCCCCAAGCGAAACCAGGGACACAUCUGCCACCCCUGCCCGGACCCAGCGGGCAGCAUGCCUGCUUGCAGCUCCAGCGAGCUCCCGGCAGGAGCCAGCCCCGGACCAAGGAGACUCACGCCAAAGGAGCAAGAAAUAGGCAGUUACCAGCAAUACCCCGCACCAGGAUGGCACCGCGCAGUUGCAAUUAA